This is a messenger RNA of Serpula lacrymans var. lacrymans S7.9, 453 nucleotides long. RefSeq lists its product as uncharacterized. Bases 1 to 453 code for a protein of 150 amino acids. The record is from RefSeq and is a predicted model, not a curated record. NCBI's taxonomy places the organism in Eukaryota, Fungi, Basidiomycota, Agaricomycetes, Boletales, Serpulaceae. The transcript has a single exon.
AUGGCUUAUCCCGAUCAAAUCCUUGGACAUUUCACCAUCUUACUUGGAUCCUGUUCGGACGCAGCUUUCUUGUUUUCGCGAGGCUCUUUCAUGAACAAUAUCACCUCAUCGCCCCAGCUUCUCUUUCUCUUUCCUUGGCCCUCAGGAUCCCAGUACCCAUUGGAACUAAACUUGCUGCUUGGUGGCACAGUUACUGAUGACGGAAUCGUCUUGGGUAUUAUCUCCGCUACUGAACCUGGACCAGCUGCCUCUUUCUGGUUCCUCAUAUGUGGGCUCGCACUCCGACAAAUCACCCUACCAUCCAUAGACUCGCACGUCAACGCUGACGCGAUCAAGAUAUUUGACAAUAACAUUGAACAAGAAGAUUCGACAUAUGGCAACUUAUUCAGCGCCGUACUCCUAGAAUUUCUUUUGUUAAAUAUUCACCGCACUGAAAAGUUCGACACCUCUUGA